AUGAAGGCUAUAUUCUUCGCCAUAGGGCUUUUGGCGGUGUCCUCACUCGCCUUCGCUGAGGAAGAGAAGGUGGAGGAGAAGGUGAGCAAGAAGGAGCUCACUGAGAGUGGUCGUGAAAUCCUGAAACAGCUAAGGGAGCUCAAAAAGGAAGAAGAAGAUGCCUUGGCCGCACUUGACGAUGAGGAGGAAAAAGAUGCGAUUACCAAGAUUCUCGAGAAAGAAGAAGAUGAAACCGAUAAGGAAGAGAAGGAACUCGAAGAAACCACCGAAGAGCCCACACGUGUGAAACGCGCUGCUCGUCGAGGAGCUCGUCGUGCCGCUGCCCGAAGAGCCGCCAGAAGACGUUUCGCCCGCAGACUCCGCCGAAAUCAGCGUCGUGCCGCACAGAAACGCCGCCGACACGCUCGCCGUCACCAGAGAAACCUCCGACGUGCUGCCAGAAAGAUUCGCCGCCUCCAACGCCGCGGUUAA
This is a messenger RNA of Cylicocyclus nassatus, 471 nucleotides long. The record is from the annotation of a GenBank genome assembly. Lineage: Eukaryota; Metazoa; Nematoda; Chromadorea; Rhabditida; Strongylidae.